CAGAAUGACACACGAGGGGAAAUUCAUGUCUGGAAAUUACAUUCGUAACGCGCAUGCGCAUUGACACCUACGUAUAUCAACGACAGCUGCAGUUUCGUUUUCACAUGCCUUCAGAACCACUUUACCUUAUGAUACUUAGCAUUGUUUGUUAUUACUAAUAGAUGGAGAGCACGGUUGAUAUAUCCUCUGAUAAACAAUUAAAGCAAUAUUUGGGCUUUCUCAGUAAGUGUAUGACUGGGAAUUUAGUUCAAAAGAUGUCCAACUACUUGUACCGAUCCCGCACAAUCACGGCGUAUGAAUCACAGGUUAUCACAUCGCAGGCCACGGACAUGCAGAAAUCCUCCAAGAUGAUGCAGAUUGUCAUUAAAAAAGGUCAAAGUGCAUGCGGCUCAUUCCUCAGAUGCCUCGGAAUUUGUGAUCCGGGGUUGUAUGAGAAAGUUACAGGAUAUCCAGCACAAUUUAGUCUUGAGGACCAUCAACAUAUAGAGGAAAUUCCUUUCUCAGAAAAAGUGCAAUUUAAACCUUGUAUCAUAAACAUACAAAACUCUUCCCUGACCAACUGCAUUAUUGGGAACAACAAUAGACAAUGCAUUACCUGUGACCAGCAUUCUUUGCUUGCUCAGAAUGAUGCAAUCAACGUGGAUGAAAUGGGAGACACUCAGAGCCAUGAUGACCUGAUCCCAGUGCAGGACACAAUAAGUGGCAACAGCAUACACAUGGAGAGAUCCACCAUAGAGUAUGUCAUUAUAGGGGAUGACAAUAGUAUGACCGUCAGUGAGUGUUUGAACUCGGAGGUUGAGGAGGAUACAGAGACCGAGCCUGAUGCGAUCGGUUAAAAGAUGUGAAAUAGCGACCAGGAGGGAAGACCCAGUGGGUGGAUGGGGGUGGCCGGGCCAGGCCCCCUCGUGGCGCUGACGCUCAGCUUACUCGGCCUGACCUAUGAUUGUACACUGAAAGCAUAAUAAAUGCUUUCGAUUGACCAGUGCUCAGGUGCUGAUCUGAUGCUGCCAAACGCACUGAUAUGUUAUCCUUUAUCAUGGAUUUUUCUAAACUGAUGUGCCUUGAAGUGGCCAUUAUAUUUGAUGCUGCCUUGAUUGCUACUGAAUAUGACUGUUACUGACUGUUUCUCAUGUUUUAAUGGGUAUAUUAAUAUUUAUUUGUUCAACGGAAAUGUUUUAAAAUAAAUUUGUUGACUGACAUUUCAAUAUUUUUUUAUGCAGUCUUUUUUAUAAGCUUUUCAUUAAUUUGUUAACUAAACAUUUAUUGACAUUAGGAUGGAUGUUCUCCUGAUGUUUCAAUAGUUAUUCUGUAAUAACUUCUCAGUGUAUUCCUGUAGUUCUGGUGAAUUUUUCUUGUGGGAAUGGCUAAUGAUUUUAUUUAUGUUACUAGGUGAUAAAGUCUGAGGUACUGUACAUAGGCAUUUUAUAUGAAGAAGGCAUGUAGCUGACACAUAUAUGACUUUGGAGUAAAAUUUUGAAAUAAAUGUAUUUGAAAUAAAGCAA
This is a messenger RNA of Megalobrama amblycephala (Wuchang bream), 1502 nucleotides long. RefSeq lists its product as uncharacterized. Gene Ontology annotation, biological process: regulation of apoptotic process. NCBI's taxonomy places the organism in Eukaryota, Metazoa, Chordata, Actinopteri, Cypriniformes, Xenocyprididae. The transcript has 5 exons. Bases 162 to 836 code for a protein of 224 amino acids. The record is from RefSeq and is a predicted model, not a curated record.